CCCCGACGCAAGGAAAGACGCUGCUGAGGAGGAAAUGUAGUUACUGUCUUGCCAGGACCGUCUUCUUUCGGUGUACAGAACUGUUGUAUCUGUAUUUUGAGAGAGUUGUCAACUCGCUGUAAGAAGUCUUGGUGCCAUGAUUAGAUGGGGGGGGGGGUUGUUAUUUUUGCAUCUCGGCAAUCGUGGUACACGUCAGUGAGCCCUGCCAAACUCAUUGCAUAUUUGAACUGGUUUUAUUUAGUGGUACGUUUAAUGUUUGUAAUAUAGAAAUAAGCCGUCUGCUCGAGUGCAUUGCGCGGCGGGGUUCCGCUGUUCUUCGGGACCGGCGGCGUGACGUCAUGCAGGAUCUGGGUUCCCGGCGCGGUGCUCGGAGCUCUCCGAUAGCGUCGUCUUUCUUAUAGACCUGUCCUGACUUCCACACCCUCUACUGUGCCUCGGGAAAAAAGCCGUUUCGGGAGCUUACUGUGCGGAGCAGACUCUGCUUCCGAGCCCCCCGGGCGCGGCUGCGGGGAGGAGCGGGGCCGCCGUGCCGAGAGAGGUCCUGCCCAGCAAGCGCCCGAUGCGCAAGUCGCCCGGGAAAGCGCACCCGGCCCCGGGGCAGGGCGUCAAGAGAAAGGAGAGACAUUCGUCGUCGGAUGAGCCUGCCGCGUCACGGAGCAGGUCCAGGUCGGACAGCGAGUGCAGCAGUGACAGCGAGUGGGAAGGCCCGGUGACGCCUGGAAAAUUGUCCUCAUAUGAACUGAAGCGAUUGCAGAACAUCAAACAGAACCAGGCUUUCCUGUCAUCUCUAAAUAUUACUGAGACCGCUCAGGCUUUGAAAGCCAAACCUGCUCAAAGAGGUCUCAAAACCAAGAGAAAGAAGAGCAGCCCAGAGGAGCUUCAGCCCGUACGCAAGUCCAUGCGCCUGCAGCGGCUCGACCCGGUGGGCGCGGCCCUCCCCGAGCAGGCCAAGGCCAGCGUCCCCGCGGAAACUUGGCGCCCGCCCCCGAAAGAAGGUCCGAUAGCGAUGGAGCCAGCAAACCUGUUAGAAGGCGGUGGGCUUCCUUCUGGUCUUGUGCGGCUCUGGAACGAGCCCAUUGCUCUUGAGACAAAGCAGAAAUUAGAUUUAAAGCAGUACAAGUCGGUCCUGGAGAGCAUGACCUUGAACGAGGAACGCGUAGUGAAGGCUGUGAAGCAUCGUGUGUUCUCCAUGGCGGUUCACCCCAGCACCAGCAGGCUGCUGAUUGCCAGCGGCGAUAAAUCUGGCCAUGUAGGACUCUGGGCCCUGGGCAGCGACCUGGGCGACGAUGGGGUUCUCCUCUUCGAGCCCCACUCCAGUCCAGUCUGCUGCAUGGCCUUUUCCACCACUCAGCCGGCCCACCUGCUCUCUGCCAGCUAUGACUGCAGCCUGCGCGCGGCAGACAUCAGCAGGGCCGUCUUUGAUGAGGUGUAUGUCCCCGACAAAAGCUUAUCAAGCUUUGAUUUUCUCAAUGAAGACUGCUCCAGCUUGGUUGUCGGUCAGUGGGAGGGGAAUGUCGCCGUUGUAGACAGGAGGACUCCAGGGACUUCCCAUGAGUCAUUGUUUGCGCUGGACACCAGGUCUCUCCAGACAGUCCAUGUCCAUCCUGUGAAGAAGCAGUAUUUUGUGACUGCAGGGAAGGGCAAUGUAAGCAUUUAUGAUGUCCGAUACUUGAAGAAGAGUAAGACCAGUUGUGCAGUGUCUUCUCUUUCCGGUCACAACCUGAGUGUAAAUUCGGCGUACUUCUCCCCCAACACUGGACACCGAGUGCUGACCUCCUGCCUUGACAAUACCAUCCGGGUGUUUGAUACUGCUUCGCUCAGCGGUGACGCCCCUCUCUUGCAGUUCGUAAGACACAACAUGCACACGGGCCGCUGGCUGACCAAGCUGCGCGCCGUGUGGGACCCCAAGCAGGAGGACUGCUUCGCGGUGGGCAGCAUGCAGUACCCGCGCAGGAUCGAGGUCCUCCAGGAGAGCGGCCGCCGCGUCCACACCUUCCAGGAGCCCCAGUGCCUCACCACCAUCUGCUCCGUCACAGUCUUCCACCCCCACCGGAACGCGCUGGCAGGGGGCAACGCCAGCGGGCGCGUGCACGUCUUCCUGGACUGAGGCCUUUCUUCGCCUUUUUAUUGUUGCUACAGAUGUUUUUUUGAUGUGUUUAUAUGUAUGUAUGUUUAUAGAAUUUAUUAAAUGCACUUAUAGACUAUAU
Messenger RNA from Lepisosteus oculatus (spotted gar), 2207 nucleotides. RefSeq names its product WD repeat domain 76 (gene wdr76). The record is from RefSeq and is a predicted model, not a curated record. Gene Ontology annotation, biological process: regulation of DNA damage checkpoint. Gene Ontology annotation, cellular component: nucleus. NCBI's taxonomy places the organism in Eukaryota, Metazoa, Chordata, Actinopteri, Semionotiformes, Lepisosteidae. Gene Ontology annotation, molecular function: DNA binding; protein binding.